This is a messenger RNA of Zingiber officinale, 1463 nucleotides long. Its product is annotated as NAC domain-containing protein 73-like. The transcript is spliced from 3 exons. The record is from RefSeq and is a predicted model, not a curated record. Gene Ontology annotation, molecular function: DNA-binding transcription factor activity; transcription cis-regulatory region binding. NCBI's taxonomy places the organism in Eukaryota, Viridiplantae, Streptophyta, Magnoliopsida, Zingiberales, Zingiberaceae. Bases 399 to 1307 code for a protein of 302 amino acids. Gene Ontology annotation, biological process: regulation of DNA-templated transcription. Gene Ontology annotation, cellular component: nucleus.
AAGCAAAAGCAAGUUGUAGUUAUCUUGUUCAAGUGUACCUCUCCUCCCCUCUUCUCCCUUCGUCUACAAAUAGCUAUCCUUUGUUUUGUCUUGAUUUCCUUUUCCCUUUGUGGUUUAAUUCCCUGAGGUAGAUCAGGAAUAGAGGUAGAGAUCAGAAGAGCCACUGGAGAAGAGAGAAGAGAAAUACACAGGACAGCUUUGAGAUCUAGGCACAAGCUUCUUUUUUUUUUCCCUUUUCUUUUCUUCUUCUUCACUGUUUUCUUUUUCUUUCUUUUUUUCUCUCUCUUUUUCUCCUUUAACCUCCGCCUUGGCUUCAUUCGGUUAUCAUUCUCAUCCGUGGAGAAGAAGAAGAAGAAGAAGAAGAAGAAGAAGAAGAGGGAGAGAGAGAGAAACAUGAGAUGGUGCAAUCCAAGAUGGAGAAUAUGGAGAGAAGCAGCAACAGUUCGAGCUCUUCGAGUGUGGUUCUGAUGCGAACAGUACUCGCCACUUGCCCUUCCUGUGGAUUCCGCGUCCAGUACGACCCACGGCCGCAGGGUGGCGGUGGAGGAGGAGGAGGAAGGGCGACGGCGGCGGAGGAGUUGGUGGGGCUGCCGGCGGGGGUGAAGUUUGAUCCGACGGAUCAGGAAUUGCUGGAGCACUUGGAGAGCAAAGCGAGAGCGGACGCGAUGAGGCUUCAUCCUCUCAUCGACGAGUUCAUCCCCACGAUUGAAGGGGAGGACGGUAUCUGCUAUACACACCCUCAGAAACUCCCCGGCGUGAGCGAGGACGGUGUGGUACGGCACUUCUUCCACCGGCCUUCGCGUGCGUACACGACGGGGACGCGGAAGAGGAGGAAGGUGGUGGUGCAGAGCACGUCGCCGGAGGCGCAAGGGAGCGAGACGCGGUGGCACAAGACCGGGAAGACGAGGCCGGUGUACGGCGCCGCUGGCGGUAGGCUGAAGGGGUUCAAGAAGAUCCUGGUCCUCUACACCAACUACGGCAAGCAGCGGAAGCCCCAGAAGACGAACUGGAUCAUGCACCAGUACCAUCUAGGCGUCGACGAGGAGGAGAAGGACGGCGAGCUGGUGGUCUCCAAGGUCUUCUACCAGACCCAGCCCAGGCAGUGCACCGCGGCGGUAAUGAAAGAGGCUCAGCAUAAAGCGGUGGUCGAGGACGAUGAGGACGACGGCGGAGUCGAUUACUACGGUCAGCAGCAACAGUCGUCGCAGCUGAUGGCGUACGAUAGCAUUCAAGGCGGCCAGAGCCAAAUGCUUCAUGGCUUCGUGCCCAUGCAUGGUGCUGGUGGCGGGGCUUCCUUUCUCACUUAAGGGCAAAAAAAAAAAAAACAGGGAAAAGACAGAGAGAGAGAGAGAGGGAGAGAGGGUUUACUUAUGGAAUAUUCUUAUAAUUAACUUCAAUAAUGUUCUACGAUAUGUAAAAGAUGCCUUUAUCAGCUAGAUUCACAUGAACUAUGUUCAUCAGCA